UUAGCAUAAAGCCAACCCGCGCUUCCUCCCUCGUGCCUGGGGUUUUAUUGAUCAACCCAUGGAUGGUGUACUGAGGAGAGCCUGUUUCGACGUCUAGGAUCUCGAGCCGGAAUCGCGGACCUUUGACCUUCCAUCCCCACGGUUUACCCCGGUUGUCCGGGUGGCACUGGACCGAGAUGAGCAGUUUCGGCGAGAUGAGAUUUGAGUUUCUCAGCUACCUCAUCUUGGCCUCUUUUUUAUCUAUGAGUAUUUACGAUCGCUGCUUGCUGCCCUCGGCGUUUCUCGAAAUGGUCCACCGUAACAGAGUCUCAUUGAAUCAUCUCCAUAGAAGAACGUGCGAUCCGAGGCACCCGAGUGGUACGAGAGCCCCGAUAAUCGGAAGACGCAGAUACAUACAUUCCGCGAUUGUACAAAUACGGUCCGUAGCAGCAUUCAUCACGGGGAAUUUUGUUGUGGCGCGAGAUGAGUCACUCUUGUUGAACCAAAUAGAUUGUCUAGUUGGUAACUUAGGGCGUGGUUUGCACUUUACAGUAACUAGGGGAUGGUUGGUUGAGUGCAACGGUGCAACGGUAGUAAGCACGGAGGAAGCCGCGUGUAUCCCCGACAGGCAGUUUCUUCAUAUCAGUGCUGAGUGAGUGAAACCAAUCAAUCAACGUGGAAGAGAAUGGGCGAAGAGAGAAAAAAAGACUCAAAAGGAUCGUCAGCCUCGAUUUAUAAGCAGGCGAGACCUUCUCAAGGGUUUUUAGGCACUUUACCUUUAUUGGUUCAAGUGCCUCCCCCGCUUCUGCUGUGCACCAAUAGCCAUCCACAGAUAGGCUCACCGCCCUCUGCCGCCUUAGGCAGCAACUCGCCCCCCUCCUCAAUCUCCGUCCCUCCG
Aspergillus aculeatinus CBS 121060 is the source of this 877-nucleotide messenger RNA. RefSeq lists its product as uncharacterized. The record is from RefSeq and is a predicted model, not a curated record. The transcript has a single exon. Bases 177 to 635 code for a protein of 152 amino acids. NCBI's taxonomy places the organism in Eukaryota, Fungi, Ascomycota, Eurotiomycetes, Eurotiales, Aspergillaceae.